Messenger RNA from Penicillium canariense, 1425 nucleotides. RefSeq lists its product as uncharacterized. Lineage: Eukaryota; Fungi; Ascomycota; Eurotiomycetes; Eurotiales; Aspergillaceae. The record is from RefSeq and is a predicted model, not a curated record. The transcript has a single exon. Bases 1 to 1425 code for a protein of 474 amino acids.
AUGCUCUCCCACAACUAUCCCUCCUUCGCCCGCUCCGCGCCCCCAGUUCGACCCUCUCGGUCGCUGGACGGGCUGGAGCGAGUGAUCCCCCCAACACCAACCUUGCCCUACACCACCAGGGACAUGGCCUAUUCCUCGACGAAGCUCUGCCAGCCCUUCUCGCCCACCCGCUCCGACCUGUUCCUGAAUAAACCGCUCCCCGCGAGACCUGUCCCCGACGCCCCGGCCGAGUACUCGGUUAUGUGGAGCGACUCGAGCGACAGCGAAAGCACCGUCGACUCGGUCGGCAGUCCCAGCGAACCGCGCAAUUCCACCGAAAGUUAUCCCAUCUUUGUCAGUUCGGGCUCCGAGGACUUCAGCGACUUGGUCGAUCACCCGACCCCCGCAGAUCCAGAUCAUCUUCGCUUGGAGAGUUUGGGUCCGAUCCACCCAUCCCCACCCGCCGCGAAGGAUUCGCGCACGGACGUGGUCGAGUCGGCGGAAGACGACGAGACGGACGAUAGUGACUUCGCCAGCCAUUCGACCACCUCGAAAUCGGAUGCCCAGUAUGGUCGGCUGUCGCAGUGGUCGCAGAACCGGAGCGGCUCCAAUCACUACUUCCGCGAGAAGAAGUGGGACUUCUUCCCGGAGUUGGCGACUCCAUCGGCCUUACAGACGGGCAGUCGGACCAGCCGCAGUCUGCGGGAUCCGAAGCCGCGCAAGAAGGAUGGUCGUCUGAAUAUUUCCAAGCGUCGCAGGUGGCACUCCCUCGACCGGCCUGGUCUGGGGCUGGCGCACGGCGUUCGCGACUCGAUCAAAACCUACGUCCACCGUACACUCUCCCGCGACUCGACAGAAGCCAAAGCCAAAGAGUUUCCGCGACCAUCCACCGCUCCGGGCGACGAGCUUCAAAAACCGUUCCCCUUCAAUCACCCCGAGGAUACGAAGAUCCCCCUCCAUUCCGACGUGCAGGUCCAACUCCGCUCCCGCUCCAUCUCUACCGUCUCCACCACCAGCGACAUCCCAUCGAGCCCCCGCUCCGUCCAGCCCCGCCCAAAGCAACUCGCGGUCCCCAUGUCCAAUUACCAGAAAUACGGACCCGCGAUCUGGGACACCCCCAAGAAACCGAAUUACAGUACCAUGCGGCGACCAAAGCAUUUAGCACCGCGAUCCGCUCCCGCGAGCCCAUCUUCUGCGCAUUUCCCCAUCGCAAACCCAACUCCCCCGCUCACCCCGCCCCUGAAGCUGCAUUUGCAGAACCGCUCGCGGGACGCAGUGCGCGUGAUCCAGGGCAGAAAGAGCCACGUCCUCCUCGCCCUCGACGGAGCGAAGAAGAAGAUGGCCGAGUCGAAGGACGAGCGGCGGCGCGAGCAAUUGAAAGCGCAGAUCAAACUCAUCGGGCCAGUCAAUCCACAUACGUAUAUGCAGGCGGAUCCAUGGGUCUGA